Messenger RNA from Trichoderma citrinoviride, 1299 nucleotides. RefSeq names its product PCI-domain-containing protein. Gene Ontology annotation, molecular function: translation initiation factor activity. Lineage: Eukaryota; Fungi; Ascomycota; Sordariomycetes; Hypocreales; Hypocreaceae. The transcript is spliced from 2 exons. Gene Ontology annotation, biological process: cytoplasmic translational initiation. Gene Ontology annotation, cellular component: eukaryotic translation initiation factor 3 complex; cytoplasm. The record is from RefSeq and is a predicted model, not a curated record. The coding region runs from base 1 to 1299 and encodes 432 amino acids.
AUGCCGGGCGUCACAUCCACCGAGCCGCAGCCGCAGCUGCUAUUCGUCGAUGGCUCAUUCGAGGAUCUCGCGCGCGAGAUGGCCGACUACCUCAAGGCGGAGGAGGCGAAGCAGCUCCUGAGCGGCGACAAGGAGGCGGACAAGGAGGAGGUGCUGUCAAAGCUGGUCGCGGCGUCGAGCGCCCUCAGCACGGUGCCGGAGAAGGAGUUCACCGCGGCGUCCAACCUGAUGAUCCACCUGGCCAUGCAGUCGUCCGACCCCAAGAAGCUGCUGCCCACGCUGUGCGCGAACCUGUCCAAGCCGCUCAUCGGCUCGCCCGUCCACGGCGCGGGCCUGGCGCUCAACGCGCUCGUCACCGUCUUCAACCUGCUCGAGCCCAACGACCCCGUGCGGGCGCGAGUUUUCCAGCAGAUUCUCAAGUUCCUCAAGGCCCAUGGCAUGUUUGACGGCCUGCGGGGCUACCUGGACAAGUUGCCGGAAUGGAUCGAGUCAUGGGGAACGGAUGCCGCGAUGGCGAGGAAGAUUUACGAGGAUGUUGCUGAGGUCGCCCUCGAGUCUGGAGUAGAAAACACCGCCUACGAGUUCAUCCUGAAGGCCCUCCGAACUUUCGACGGCGAGGAAAUCACCUCCGAAGACGCCCAGAGGCUGUCUCUCCGCGCCCUCAAGAUGGCCAUUUCCUCCAACACCCACUACCUCUUCCAGGACCUUCGCGCCAUCCCCAGCGUGCAGGCUCUCAGCGACUCUCACCCCGUCUACUCCCAGCUCCUCGACAUCUUUGCCGAGCAGGACCUCGAGGACUACAACGACUUCAACGACGAGCACAAGGGCUGGAUCGAGGAGCAGAAGCUGGACGGCGAGAAGCUGCACCGCAAGAUGAGGCUCCUGACCUUUGCCAGCCUGGCCGCCGCCACCCCCAGCCGCGAGGUCGAGUAUGCCAAGAUCACCAAGGCGCUUCAGAUUCCCCAGGAGGACAUUGAGAUUUGGGCCAUUGACGUCAUCCGAGCCGGCCUCGUCGAGGGCAAGCUGUCACAGCAGCGCCAAAUGUUCCUUGUCCACAAGGUCACCUACCGCGUCUUUGGACAGAAGCAGUACCAGGAGCUGGCCACCCGUGUCGACCACUGGCGAUCAACCCUGCAGAACGUCCUGGGCGUUUUGCAGCAGGAGCAGGCUAACGCAAAGGCUGCCAAGCUGCGCGAGGCUCAGGAGCUGGAGCGCAAGCUGGCCAACGCCAACGUUGGAGGCCAAGAGGGCGGACGACGAAGACAGCCGCAGCGCGAGAGGACAGAUAACGACGACUAA